Carassius gibelio (silver crucian carp) is the source of this 6187-nucleotide messenger RNA. RefSeq names its product epidermal growth factor receptor substrate 15-like 1. Lineage: Eukaryota; Metazoa; Chordata; Actinopteri; Cypriniformes; Cyprinidae. The record is from RefSeq and is a predicted model, not a curated record. Gene Ontology annotation, biological process: endocytosis; endosomal transport. Gene Ontology annotation, molecular function: calcium ion binding; cadherin binding. The transcript has 29 exons. Gene Ontology annotation, cellular component: cytoplasm; clathrin coat of coated pit; plasma membrane. Bases 438 to 3119 code for a protein of 893 amino acids.
AGCACAAGAGCAAGAGAGCAGAUGGAUGAGAGACUCACUUGUCUUGGAGGGCGGAGCUGUGCAGGUACCUCAGACACCACGCCCACACAAUGGGAUUAUGGAUGUGUGUAACACCACUCAGCCAUCUGCCACAGGAGAACAACUGUUACACACCUACUCUGAACAUCUUGCAGGACUCCAAAGGGAGAGUGUAAGCCUUGGGGUCAGAUUCAAGUAUGAGGAGAAGUUUCCUGGUCUGAUCCAUGGGCUGCUGAGGUUCCUGGCCAGUGCGGUUGGGAUGAUGGGCACUGCCCGGACAGGGACUGCAUCUAGCAUACAGGCCAAAGUGACAGCCGCCCAGGACAGGUCAAAGUGUGUUUAUGAAUGGAUGAACAUUCCGAUCUCCGUGAGCCCCCCCUCAUUCCUUCACCCUCCGUUUCCGCAGCAACAGGGAAAAGAUGGCAGCCCUCGCGACCCUCACUCAGCUGUCAAGCGGGAACCCUGUAUAUGAGAACUUUUACAGACAGGUGGACCCGGGAAACACCGGGAGGGUCGGACCUACAGAGGCUGCCUUGUUUUUGAAGAAAUCAGGCCUGCCGGACAUCACACUAGGAAAGAUCUGGGAUUUAGCUGAUCCGGAUGGCAAAGGUUUUUUGGAUAAACAGGGAUUUUACGUUGCUCUGCGACUUGUGGCCUGUGCGCAGAGUGGACAUGACAUCAACCUUUCCUGUCUAAACCUCCCCGUUCCCCCUCCAAAAUUCAAGGACCAAGGUAGUCCAUCACUGAGUUCUGUAACAUCAACCAAUGAGAGCCUCUGGGCGGUGCGGUCUGAAGAGAAGAGCAAAUUUGAUGGUAUUUUUGAAAGUCUUGCCCCAGUGAAUGGAUUACUGUCCGGUGAGAAGGUCAAACCGGUACUAAUAAACUCCAAACUUCCUGUGGAUGUGCUCGGAAAGGUGUGGGAUUUGAGUGACAUAGACAAAGACGGACACUUGGACAAAGAUGAGUUUGCAGUGGCUAUGCAUCUGGUGUACCGCGCCCUGGAAAAGGAGCCUGUCCCCUCAGUCCUGCCCUCCUCUCUCAUCCCUCCAUCCAAAAGGAAGAAGUCCUCAGGGUCCCUGUCCAGCAUGGUGCCAGUGUUACCAGGCAGCCCGCCGCCACCUAAAGACAGCCUGCGCUCGACACCCUCGCACGGCAGCAUGAACUCCCUGAACAGCGCCGGCAGUUUGUCCCCAAAACACACCAUUAAAUCCUCACAGCAUUCAGUAAACUGGGUGGUACCAGUCGCAGACAGAGGGCGCUAUGACGACAUCUUCCUCAAAACAGACACUGAUCUUGACGGCUUUGUGAGCGGCCAAGAAGUUAAAGAUAUCUUCAUGCAUUCCGGCCUUUCUCAGAACCUCCUGGCACAUAUUUGGGCUUUGGCGGACACCAGGCAAAUGGGCAAACUCACACGUGAGCAGUUCUCUUUAGCCAUGCAUCUCAUUCAGCAGAAAGUGAGCAAAGGCAUGGACCCUCCACAAGCUCUGACUCCAGACAUGAUCCCACCGUCUGAACGCAGCACACCGGGACCUAGUUUGUCGGGUUAUAUGACACCAGUAGGCUCUGACAUGGCCGCACUGACUGAGAUGCGCCGGGACAGCUCCAGCUCUGUGGGUUCAGGCGAGUUCACUGGGAUUAAAGAACUGGACGAUAUAAGUCAAGAGAUCGCUCACCUGCAGAGAGAGAAAUACACUUUGGAACAAGACAUCAGAGAAGCGGAGGAGGCGAUCAGACACAAGACCACAGAGGUUCAGGAGAUGCAGAACGAUCUGGACCGAGAGACCUCAACCCUGCAGGAGCUUGAGGCACAGAAGCAGGAUGCUCAGGACCGGCUGGAGGAAAUGGACCAGCAGAAGGCAAAGCUGGAAGACAUGCUUAAUGACGUGCGGCAGAAGUGCCAGGAAGAGUCGCAAAUGAUCUCAUCCCUACAGUCCCAGAUCCACUCGCAGGAGUCGGACCUGCAGAGCCAAGAGGAAGAGCUGGGCCGGGCCAAGUCUGACCUGAACCGUCUGCAGCAGGAGGAAGCUCAGCUAGAGCAGAGUCUACAAGCUGGCAGGAUUCAGCUCGAAACCAUCAUAAAGUCCCUCAGAGCCACACAGGACGAGAUCAACCAGGCUCGGAGUAAACUCUCCCAGAUCCAGGACAGCCAACACGAGAUCAGCAAGAGCAUUGAGCAGUACAGCAGCACCCUGAACGGAACCCACGGCGGCAGCAUGACCAACCUGGCCGACAUGAGCGAAGGCUUUCCAGAGAAGGAGAAUGGCGGUUUCGGAGCCAUAGAAGACCCUUUCAAGGUGAAAACCACUGUGUUCAACAGCGCCCCGCAGGAGAUGCACAUGGACCCCUUCCAGUCUGAAGACCCAUUUAAAACAGACCCAUUCAAAAGCGAUCCAUUCCAGAAUGACCCAUUCUCAAAGCAGGCCUCCACAGUUGCAGAUCCUUUCGGUGUAGACCCUUUCAAAGAGGCCGACCCAUUUAGGAACUCUUCUGAAGAUUUCUUCAAGAAACCCUCGAAGCCAGACCCCUUCAGCAAUGCUGAUCCUUUUAGCAAAAGUGCCACACUUCCCUCAAAGAGUCAUAAUUUCUCGAGUAAUGACCCCUUCAGCUCCACCAGCCCCAAACCAAAGGGCCAAGAUUUCUUUGGUACUUUGGACCCUUUUGGAAGCAGUUCAUUCGGCAGCAACAGCGGAUUUGCAGACUUCAGCCAAAUGUCAAAGGACUUUGUAGACGACCCCUUCAGCCGAAAACAAGACAUGCCAGCUCUCCCACCCAAGAAAAGCAUACCACCGCGACCCAAACCACCUAGCGGUAAAAGCACUCCAGUAAACGUGCCCGGAUCUGCCGAUUCGGCCAAGACAAGUGAUCCUUUCCAGCCCUUCAGUGCCGACCCUGCUGAUCCGUUUCAGAGUAAAAAGGGGGUGGGAGAUCCGUUUAGUGGCAAAGACCCAUUUGCUCCAUCUGCCUCAAGUAAAGCCUCUAAAGACUCUUCAUUGGGUUUUGCAGACUUCAGCUCUGAACUGACCGAAUUAAGUUUGGGAAUGAAGCCCAGCAGAUGGAGUGGGCGAAGAGGGAAAGCGAGAGAGCGGAACGGGAACGGCUAAAGAGACUCCGUCAGCAAGAGCAGGAAGACCUGGAGCUUGCCAUCGCUCUCAGCAAGGCAGAGAUGUCCAAUGCCUAACUGCCUUCCCCUCACAUCCACCCUUCUGUACACUACAGCAACGAUUGUGUGCGUGCGUGAUGGACCAAGAUUAAACACAUGCAAGACCAUUAAACCUCUGUCCUUUUGUGUUUUUGUACAGGAGUGCGGCCUAUGGUUUGUAAAUCAGCUAAUUCACUCGACAUGCACUGCAUUAACCUCUCAGAUGGAGUAUAUAGUUUAUUUAAAGUGUAUUUGUGUGAUUAAAUGUGCAUCAGCAGAGCCAUGGACAUUUGAAGACCGUUAUUGGUGCAGUAAUCUGCGGAUCAUUAUCUCCAGUGGGUUGGAAAAAGGAAUGAGAAACCUCUAAGAAAGUUGUGUUUGGAUCCCAGGUAGGGUCGAACCAGAAACUUGAAUUACCGACGCUAUACUCCCUCCUUUCGAGCCCUUGAGCAAGGCACUUAAUUCCAGGUUUCUUCCUGAAUUAAAUUGCUGUAAGCGUACUGUAAGUCGAUUUGGAUAAAGAGCAUCUGCUAAAUAAUAACUUUUACUGGCUCUGGUUGUAGUCAGUAUGGUACACACUGGAAUUACUGCAGCGCCUGCAGACUAAAUGUCUGUAAGGAUCUUUUGACAUGACGUAAAGCUGAACGAACGACAGUGUGAUUCUGGAAGUAUUGUUUGAUAGAGAUUUGAUUUUUUUUAUUUUAUUUUAUUUUUUACUACUUUGUAGAGAAGAAGGUUCAGCAAAACUGCACUGAUUUUUUUUUUUUUCAUAGUAAAUGGCGUAGCAAUUUGAUACCACUGUAGGACUCAACAGUUAGGAAUUCUUUUAAGUAUUUGCUAGAAAUAUUUUUCAAAACAUUUUCUGUCAUUAUAUUGAUCGUUCUAUCUAUUUAUCAUUUUUUUUAGUCUAUACUGUUAGUUUGUGCUUUUAUCUUUAUAUCAUUCUAUUCCAUCUAUCAUUUGUUCAUUAGUUCUAUCUAUCAUGCAUUAUCUUGUUUAUCUAUUGUUCGAACGUUCAUUCAAUUCUUUCGUUCUAUAGUUUAUUUUUGUUCAUUCUGUUUUUUUAUUGUUUGUAUUUGUUCGUUCUGUCUUUCGUUUUUCUAUCGUUCUAUCAGUCUGUCUAUCAUUCCUUUUGUUUGUUUGUUCAUUCAAUCUUUUGAUCAUUCUGUCAAUCAUUCUCUGUUAGACAAGUUCAAUAAAUGUUGUGCAAUGGUCUUGUACAGAUCUUGAGAUUUUCAGUGGGCCCAAACGAUUUCACACUGGCCAUCUUUUGAGCCAUCCUCAUUGUUGAGUUCUGCCGUGAUAUAAAAUUUGGUUGCAUAAGCGCCUCCAUGAGGGAAUUAGUAAAUGUUUCAUUUGUUUCGCUAUUUAGAUUUCCAUCGUCUUUAAUUUGUUACUAAUUUUGUCUGCAUAAUCUGUGGGCUUGAAAGCACAAUCCUGCAGUUGUGCUAGUUAGUAAAAUGGCUAUCGUUUGAACCCGUAAAUAGAACAGAUAAAAAAACACUUCUUUUUUUUUUUUUUCGCAAUUUCAUGUUUUUUUAAUUGCAGACAUCUGCAGAUUUAAUGUGUUAAAAUUUUAAACAGUCAGGAUUACCUGUCGGUAGCUGAAGGCACACUUAGUUUAGCCUAAAUUUAUUAAUCUGGCAAAGUAGAACUUUUUGAAUUUAGGUAGAUUCUUUUAAAAAAGGUAGUUUAAUUGCUGUUGUCAUUUAUUGUUUGGUUAGCCCUAUUUUUUAGUCCGUGAGCGUUUUGGCGAUGGUACUUCCUGGCACAUUUCAAACCUGUGUUUUUGUAUGAUUUAAUUAUCAUACUACAUAACAAUACACAAGUUUUUGUUGUUGUUGUUGUUAUGUUCCAUCUGCUGUUUUCUUUUUAACAGUAGAUUCUUUAUCUGGUACUAUUAACGCUUUAACCACGAUCUGUUCAUCCAACCUCGAAUCAUUGGAACAGCUGUUGUGGUCGGUCAUUACAGGUACAUUUUCCUGUGUAAUGAUUGAUGCUCAUGUCCUACAUUGUGGACACAAAUGUUGUGUAAUGUUAAGAUGAACAAUUGUGACAUAUCCCAGUCCACUGCUAAAUUUCAGCUACGUCAUCUUUCUGUCACUCUUUUUUUUUUUUUAGUUCCUCUUUUUUUCUGUACUUCCAAUCAGCUUGUGUUGUUUUGACCGCAAAUAGCUGCUUGACACUCCUUGGUCAUGUUAGUGUCACGUUAAACAGUGUUAUUUUGUCUAAUUUAAAAUAUGUUAAACGUAUUAGAUGGAGCAUAGCUCACAGUGAAACUAAUGCAGUUGUUUUUGAAGCGAUUUAUGUCAUUCCAGUACUACACUAAUCUUCAGUCAGUUGAGCUUUUUAACAAAACUGAUCGUCUUUAAGGAUUGGAAUUGAAAUCUGUUGUGUCCCAGAUACAGAUAACUUGAUUUCCUGGCCUAUCAAGGGUUUUAUGCCGUAAUGUAGGCUGGGUGUUGGUCUUUGGUCUUGGCUUUUCUGCCUUUUACUGUUACAAAAAAAAUAACAAAACCAAUCAAACUGAAUAAACUUUGCAAACAUUUUGUUUGCACUCCUGUUAUGCUGUAUUUGUCCUCCUUACCUCCAUUGUGCAAUAGUUUGUAUAUUUUAUUCGUUGUAAUACCUGUAAAUUCAUUUCAGAUUUUCGUAUAGUUUUAUUGUCUGCAUUUUGUCUUUUUAUUAAUUAAACUGAUUCUUUUUUUUUUGUCACCGUCAUCAUUUUGGGUAUAUGUCCCAUUAAACUCCAGCAGAAUGCAUUCCUUUUUGGCCUGCCUUUAACCCUCACCUGUGUAGAUAAGACAGCUAUUAACCCGAUAUAGAAAUGUAUAAGAGUAUACAUAAACCAUGUAAAUUAUGUGUUAUAUUUGUCCUAUGAAAGUGAGUAAAUGCACACGUGUAACUCAAAAUAUUUUAAGAAUUUCAGACUGCAUUGAUAGUGAUUAGUGAUGCUUAGAUUCCUUUGGAAAUGUUCAUGCUCCGUAUGUUGUCCCCUGAUUUCACAGAAUAAACAAUGUUUCAGAUGCA